Molecule: messenger RNA, 689 nt
Organism: Ostrinia nubilalis (European corn borer)
Lineage: Eukaryota; Metazoa; Arthropoda; Insecta; Lepidoptera; Crambidae
Gene: mRpS24
Product: small ribosomal subunit protein uS3m
Exons: 4
Coding region: 114-629 (171 amino acids)
Biological process (GO): translation
Cellular component (GO): mitochondrion
Source: RefSeq, a predicted model, not a curated record
AUUUCUGAACGCAACUGUCAAUGUCAAAAAUAACAUAACCUAAAAAGUGAUAUUUAUUUUUAGUAAAGUUGAGUACAAGUUAGCAGUGAUUUAUUAUUGUACUUCACAUAAAAAUGAAUAGUUCUGUAAUAAAAAUUGCACAGCCACUUCUAAGUGCUAAAGGACAGUUAGCAUCAUGGUCUGCAGUGUCUUCUCAAAUCCAUACGUCGGCUGCUCUAUGCCGAGUGGUUUCUGGCAAAUACCGCAUUACGAAGAAGCGCGAUCGACCUCUGACUUAUGAAAUGGCUAACCCACCUCAUUACAUCGCUCACAGAAAAACCUGGAACUCUUGGAAUACAUCAAACCUUAAGGAUGGCCUUCGUCGAUCUGAGACAGCUGUAGAAGAUGAGUUCAUCCGCAGAUUCAUGACUGGUACAUGGCACGGACUCAUGUGUAGUGAGGUAAUAAUAAAACGUCAGUUCAACCACAUCAGAGUAGCAGCCAUUGUGAGGAGGGCAGUGUCCCCCACCAAAAUGUACUUCCUUCUAGGCUACACCGAGGAACUCCUGGCCAACUGGCUGCAAUGCCCUGUCACCCUGGAACUGCAGACUGUAGACAGCUUCCAAGAUGUUGUGUUCAAAUAUAUCUAAUUUAGUAAUAGCCUAUGUAGUUUAGGUUUGUUUAGAAUAAAUUGUUGUAAAUAUAAUCUU